This is a messenger RNA of Poecile atricapillus (Black-capped chickadee), 1455 nucleotides long. Its product is annotated as GSK-3-binding protein-like. Gene Ontology annotation, cellular component: cytoplasm. Bases 19 to 633 code for a protein of 204 amino acids. NCBI's taxonomy places the organism in Eukaryota, Metazoa, Chordata, Aves, Passeriformes, Paridae. The record is from RefSeq and is a predicted model, not a curated record. The transcript has a single exon.
GGCGGGGACCCGGCAGAGAUGCCGUGCCGCCCGGGCGAGCGCUUCCUGCUGCUGGAGCGCCCGGUCGCCGUGGGACAGGCGGGCUCCAAGGAGGUGGACGCGCUGGUGGCCAAGCUGGGCGAGGUGCUGCAGCUAAGCGCCCAGCGGGCGCCGCCGCCGCCCCGCGCCCCCAAGCACCUGGGGCCGGGCAGCGCCCGCGACCGCGCCGCCCCCUACUCGCCGCGGUGCUGCAGCGGCGGCGGGGCCGGGGCCGGGCUGCUGGCGCCGCGGGGACCGGCCCCGCCGCAAGCUCACUCGCAACACGUUGAGGCUCCGCGGCCGGAUCGGAGCGGCCAGCAGCGGGUGACCAAGCAGCUGUGCGGACGGGGCUGGCUGCGGAGCGCCGCCCGCCGGAGGAAGCAGCCUCCGCCGGGGCCGGGCGACGGGCCGGCGGAGGAGGAGGACCCGCACCGGCUCCUGCAGCAGCUCAUCCUUUCCGGCAACCUCAUCAAAGAAGCCGUCCGGCGGCUGCAGCUGGCGGCGGCGGCGGCGGCGGCAGCGGCAUCCGCGGCCUCCAGCGGCAGCGCCUCGGCGGGGAGCGGCGGCGCGGACGGCGAGGCGGCGGCGGCGGCGGCGGUGCAGCCCCUGCAGUAGCCGGCGGGGACGAGCGGCGGCGGCGGUGACCGGGGCGAAGGAGCGCGGCCGCUGGCGGCGGAGCCCCCGCCGGGCGGGCUGCGGGAGCGCGGUGCGGGCUCCGCCAGGAUGUAAGUGUGUCCCGGCAGCUGGGCCGCCGGGGCCGGUUGGGACGGGGAGGGUGCCCGAACCCCCCCGCCCCAAGGUCACCCACGGCGCGGACCCCGCGGAGCCCCAGCCGGCGAGGCCGCGCACGCCGCCCGCCCCGAGCCGUUGUUGUGCCCCCCUUCUCCUCUGCCUUCCCCGGGAGCUCCUCCUUCUCCUCCCCCCGCCGGGGCAGCCCGGCCGAGGCCGCGGACCCCCCCGCCGCCGGUCCCCCGCUGCCGCGGAGCUCCUCCGUCUCCCAGGAGCCAUUUGCAAUAAUCCUCGCUGACCCCGGCGGGAGGUGUUUCCUUUCCCCUCCCGGGCUGGUUUGGUUUUUUGUUGGGGGUUUAUUUGUUGUUAUUUUAACGUUUAUUGUUAUUAUUUCUCGUUGUGACUGUAUGAAGCAGUUUUUAAAAAUGUGAAUAUCAAAGCUGGAAGGCAGCUGGACUUAAAACAAAUGAGUGAAUGGAGCCUGAGAUGCAUUGUUCACAUAAGGUAGCCGACACAAGUUUUUUCUACCAAAAAGAAAAACCCUGAAUCCACCCUUUCCCGACAAACUCAAUGGCUCAAGUACAAGAUGCAGCUGUUGAUUUUAAAUAUAUGCACUUCGUACCGGAGCGUUUGAAAUGUGUUCCUGAUUUGCAGGACUUACUGUCUUAAUUAACCUGUCUGUAUUGAAUAAACGUGGUCUUGUUUUUA